Messenger RNA from Tauraco erythrolophus (red-crested turaco), 1006 nucleotides. The record is from RefSeq and is a predicted model, not a curated record. NCBI's taxonomy places the organism in Eukaryota, Metazoa, Chordata, Aves, Musophagiformes, Musophagidae.
AACGUUUGAUGAAAGAGGCGGCAGAACUGAAGGAUCCUACAGAUCAUUAUCAUGCACAGCCUUUGGAGGAUAAUCUUUUUGAAUGGCACUUUACUGUUAGAGGCCCUCCAGAUUCAGAUUUCGAUGGAGGGAUUUAUCACGGGCGAAUAGUACUACCACCUGAAUAUCCCAUGAAACCACCCAGCAUUAUUUUGCUGACGGCCAAUGGCAGGUUUGAAGUGGGGAAGAAAAUUUGUUUAAGCAUCUCAGGGCAUCAUCCUGAAACAUGGCAGCCUUCAUGGAGUAUAAGAACAGCUUUACUAGCGAUUAUUGGAUUUAUGCCAACCAAAGGUGAAGGAGCAAUAGGAUCUCUAGAUUAUACACCAGAAGAAAGAAGAGCUCUUGCAAAGAAGUCACAAGACUUCUGUUGUGAAAUGUGUGGCACUUCUAUGAAGACAGCCCUCUUACCACUAACGUCGGAAAGCAUGUCAAGCCAGGCGGACAAGGAGGCUAAAGAACUCGCCAGACAAAUUAGCUUCAAGGCAGAAGUCCAUUCAUCUAGGAAGUCUGGUGCUGGACCCUCAGACGUGUCAGAAUUGAACCAUUCUGCUGCUUCACAUGAGCCUCAGCAGGAUAGUGCAGCUAGAGCAUUCCAGGAUCCAACAAGUGCAACGUCUGAAACUCAGAAUAGCGGUGCAGCAGCCAGUCAAGAGCGUGCUCCACCUGUGCCCACUAGCACAUCCAUGAGUCCUCGGCAGCGCCGUGCCCAGCAGCAGAGUCAGAGACGGGCUCCGUCUUCAACUGACUUUAAUCGGGUACAGCAGCCAAGAGCCAACAUGAACCACACUGGAUCGACUGUUCUGAUUGUCCUUCUGACUUUUGCAUUGGCAGCUCUUAUAUUUCGUAGAAUAUGUUUGGCUAAUGAGUAUGUUUUUGAGUUGUAAGGUUGUUUCUGUUGUAACAGCAGUGGCUUGAACGCUUCAUUGAACGUUCUGUGUUGGGUAUGACGUGAGAACUGUUUACAAAG